GGCGGCACCUCCGGGGCCGCGCUUCAUUCUGCUUCUGCUUCCUGCCGGGGAUCGUUUGAACGUGUUCGAGGGGGUGGGUAUAACUUAAACUUGAAGAUUUUCAUCUGUGACUGUUGUCAGAAAAGAUGAAGAAAACUACCUGGAGUAGAAAGAACUUUCUGCUUGUAGCCGGACUGUCACUAAUAGGUGUCCAUUUGGGAAGUUUGCUUGUAAACUAUGUUGCAAAAAAGUCUGCUCAAUCUCAAUCAGAAGCUAAGAGAUCAUCCUGAAUGAAGUAGCUUCCUGCUGUCACUAUUGGCCAGUUUUGCAACAUGAUUAAAACCUUGUUUUAGGAGAUCUGUGAUCAGUAGUUUCAGGAAUGUUAUUUAUACUGUUUCACACUGAAAAUAAUAAUCCUUACCUGCAAAGAAUUAAAAUAUACUACUCUUUAAGUUUAGAAGUGCAAUGAAUUAUAGAUCCAAGUAAAAAUGAAACAUUUUGUUGGCUAGAAUUA
Messenger RNA from Cinclus cinclus, 493 nucleotides. RefSeq lists its product as uncharacterized. The record is from RefSeq and is a predicted model, not a curated record. The transcript has 2 exons. Lineage: Eukaryota; Metazoa; Chordata; Aves; Passeriformes; Cinclidae. The coding region runs from base 126 to 269 and encodes 47 amino acids.